Racocetra fulgida is the source of this 1027-nucleotide messenger RNA. The record is from the annotation of a GenBank genome assembly. NCBI's taxonomy places the organism in Eukaryota, Fungi, Glomeromycota, Glomeromycetes, Diversisporales, Gigasporaceae.
AUGUCGGCAUCAACUUUUUCUCCCACAGAAAUUGAUUUAUUGAAAAAUGGUGGUAAUGCUAAAGCUGCAGAAAUAUGGCUCGCAAAAUACAAGUGGACAGAUUUUCCUGAGCCUGAUUCGGAGGAUGUUGAUUCUAUCAGGCGUUUCAUGCGUAUGAAAUACAUUCAAAAAAAAUGGUUAGAUGAAUCUCUGUUACCUGGGCAACCUUUAAAAAUAUCCACCAACGACAAUUUGGAUGGAAAAGAAACAUUCAUGAUUAAUUCUCCAGCUCUGAACUGCAAAUCUGGCAAUUUCACUGACAAUUCUUCGAAUGAUUCACUAAAUUGGAACUCUAACAUAGCAUCCAAUGACAAAAGAAAAUCUUCAAUGGGUGAUACGAAUACUUUUAAGACUGCACUGGAAAUUAAUUGGAAUAAUAAUAAUUCAAACGAAAAUAUAAUCUCUAACAUUCCGAUAUUGCCAAAACCGAAUGCAAGCAAUCUCACUAUUAAUUCACCCAAUCAAACAUCCAAUACUUUAUUUACGUCAAACUCAGGCCAGGAUCGUGAGUCUAAACCGAAAAAUGAGAUCGACGAUUUCUUCUAUUCAUUAAAUAACACAUCAACUCAAUUGAACGCAUCAACAAAACCCAUCUCAAGAAAUAAUACAUAUCCACUAUACAGUAAUGCGCCAACAUUAACAAGUCAACAAAUAGUUCAUCCACUUGAACAUAGAUUGUCGAUAGACGAACAGGCUGGUUCUCAGCCAAUCAAUCUUAUUCAACUUCAAGGUGCAAAUAAUCAGCAUCUUGUAACAUCGAAUUUACAGCCUUCAUUCAUCCAACAAAAGAUUGUCGAUCGCAGGCGCUCUACAACAUAUCCCGUCAAACCAAAUAAUUCAAGUAACCCUUAUUUUGCACACUCGGGCACUGAUCCGUCUUCACCCACACAGUUCACCUUUAACAGUGUAUGUGAUAAACAUAAUCCGUUAAUUGAUACUUACCAAGCAUUUCAAAAUUUAAGUUUGGUCGAUAUUGAAACUUUACCUG